This is a messenger RNA of Tupaia belangeri chinensis (Chinese tree shrew), 896 nucleotides long. RefSeq names its product dnaJ homolog subfamily B member 3. The transcript has 2 exons. The coding region runs from base 125 to 646 and encodes 173 amino acids. Gene Ontology annotation, molecular function: Hsp70 protein binding. The record is from RefSeq and is a predicted model, not a curated record. Lineage: Eukaryota; Metazoa; Chordata; Mammalia; Scandentia; Tupaiidae.
GCCACGUCAUAAAGGGCGGUCCCCAACACACACCUCCCAGAGGCCCAGCCUUCCCCACGCUGGGGCCGCGCGGUUCUGCCCGCCGUGCUCUCCUGCCCUGGCCCGCAGCCUGCGGCCCUCCGACAUGGUGGACUACUACCAAGUGCUGGGCGUGCCCCGGCAGGCCUCGUCCGAGGCCAUCAGGAAGGCGUACCGCAAGCUGGCCCUCAAGUGGCACCCCGACAAAAACCCGGAGAACAAGGAGGAGGCGGAGAAGAGAUUCAAAGAGGUGGCUGAGGCCUACGAGGUGCUGUCGGACGCCAAGAAGCGGGACGUCUACGACCGUUAUGGCCAGGCCGGGGUGAGCGGAGGCGGCGGCGGCGCGCCCUUCCACGACCCCUUCGAGGACGUCUUCAGCUUCCGCGACCCGGCCGACGUCUUCAGGGAGUUCUUUGGUGGCCGCGACCCCUUUUCGUGGUGUGGGAGUGGUGCGGCAGGCAGCUUCAAGUCCGUGUCGACUUCCACCGAGAUAGUUAACGGCAAAAAAGUCACCACCAAGAGAAUCAUUGAGAAUGGCCAAGAAAGGGUGGAAGUGGAAGAAGACGGAGAGUUAAAGUCCCUGAUAAUAAACGGCAAAGAGCAGCUGCUCCACAUUGACACCAAGUAACGCCGUCUGUCUGACUCCGAGGCACAUUUGAGGAAUUGCAGGACCUAAUUUUAAGAUUGCGCGGGAACUCCACUUUCAGAACACCUGCACCCAAGAAUCUAUAAACAGUAAAUGCCAGCAACUAUUCUUUGUUACUGUCGGAACCACACGAAUAGACCUCUGUUUGUCUUUAAAACUGUUGUACAUAUCUGUAUGAACUUUGCUCUUUAUUAAACUUAAUCCCAAGGCAGAUGAUUAUUUUGUAGUGCUU